AUGCCUCUCCUUUCCCGAUUGCUAGAUUCGAAGAACGAGGCGUCGACGACGCGUGGCCCCAAGUCAGAGCGCCGUAAGCGUUGGAGCUUUGUCCCAAAACGCCUCAGCUUCUCCCAGAGAGCACCUGACCAGUCUCACCCGCAGCCAAGCGUACGUGCGUCGCUGGAGAGCGUGACCAGCGCAAAGCACGCUACAGCCCGUCGCUCGUUCGAGCCCUCGCCAGGCGUGCGUGCCUGGGACACGACAUGGCCACUGGGCACUGGCGCGAAUGCCAAGCUUUAUGAAGCGCCAGAGAUCAUCGUUGCACACGAUGAAGGUGCGCCUGAACAAGCUACGGACGAGGCGGAGCAGAAGACGGAGAAACCCUUGCCGGAGGUCGUACCAUCGGGCGAUGCUUCCGAUGGCUUGGCAGUCGUAGAGGCUACGACAGCCUCGGACGCCACAAUACUCGUCAAGCCGACGCCCAUUGAGGCGCCGAGCGUCCCGCCAAAUGGAACGCCGAGCACGCCGGAAGAAGUACAGAACGUGUACGACAUGAUGGUCCAGCGUCUGAAGACGAUCACAUUCCUCAAAGCGGUGAUCAACGGCGAAGAAACAUACGUGUACUCGGUGCGAUUCAGGUCGGAGGAUUUGCAGGCGGCCGUGACUGAGGAGGCGUUGCAUAUGUGGUACGAUAACAGCGUUCGUGUAUGUGAGCCGCUGGAGCAGGCCUAUACACUGACGUGGCCUCAUGAAGUGCUGGAGUGUGCCACGACGCUUAUCCAGCAAGUCACACAGCAUCAAUCGUCAGAGGACGAAAAGGCAGCGGCCACGCAGGAUGAAGCAGCGGCCCAGGAACGUCCCCCCCUGGAUAUUGUGUGCGGCAUCACGCGCCUUCUCGAUAUAUUGUAUGCGAUCUACGCGAAGCUUCUUACGUGGCUGGAUCAAGACGCGCUAGCAUCGCUUGCGGAGGGCACAUGCACGACGCCGGUCAUUCCUUCGACAGAGUUGCUGGGCGUGCUGGAGCAGACCGACAACAAGCUGCGGAAGUUUAUCAAGUGCAUUGCGAAAGAUUUGUCCUAUGUCGCACGAUGCAUCUCACAGCAUGAGAUGCAGGAAUGGGACAAGAUUCUAUGUGACCGACAGCUUGAUUGGGAUGAGUUGUCGAUCCAGCUACAGAAACGGUCAGAGCGCCUGGCGCAGGAAGCCCCGGCGCUCAAAGAUAUGGUCGGUCUUGGAUCACCUGAUACGGCGGACAUUGCCCUGCUGGAUGCCAUGAUGGUCGAGCAGGAUGUCCAGGAGAAAAAGCCGAUCUUGUUCCGCCGUUUUCUGAAGCGGAAGGAUGUUCGUCGGCAUUCGAUACCGAUGGACUUGGUCGAGCGGAUGCGCCACACGUUUACCAAACGUUCUAGCCUAUCGAACGAUGCAUCUGUAGACGCUCAUGCAGACGGCGCGGCGACGGAGGUGGCGCCGGCGGUGCCUGCUGAGACAGCACCAGAGACGGUAGGAUCAGCUACACCAACAGUAGAGCUCUCGAGUGAGAGUGCACAGUCGUAA
Malassezia pachydermatis is the source of this 1536-nucleotide messenger RNA. RefSeq lists its product as hypothetical. The record is from RefSeq and is a predicted model, not a curated record. The transcript has a single exon. Lineage: Eukaryota; Fungi; Basidiomycota; Malasseziomycetes; Malasseziales; Malasseziaceae. The coding region runs from base 1 to 1536 and encodes 511 amino acids.